GCAGAGAAAGAGUCCUGUUUCUCUCCUCCUUAAUCCCUACCUUAUGGACCUGGCUGCUGCCUAGAUGCACAGAGACCGUGGAUUUGGCAAGAUGAGGGCUCUGACUGUUUGCAUGUUUUUGCUCUUUCUAGCUCAUGAAGGGAUGUGCUCAGAUUCUGAGCAGGAACGGAAAGGGACAGAAGAGGAGUUUUUGAACAGUCUCUUCACUUCAAAGGUGAGCCGACCACAGUGGAGAGCUCCUCUGCUGGACGUCUGUGGCCUGAUCCAGAGCCUGACCGGCCGGGGUCACGAGGCCUGGCUGGAUAACGGGGAGGGCGUGGUCACCAGGGAAACGCUCUCCACAGAGCCUCUGGAGGGCCUGUAUGACCUAGAGAGCCUCUGUAGAAUACUACAGCCCAGAGAGAUAUUUCAUGAGUACCUGGAGUCCGACAUCACAAAGAACAGUGCGAACCCACCAAAAAGGAAAUCACCAUAUAUACUGAAACGGCAGCUGCAGAUGAGCAAAACCAGGAGGCCAUAUAUUCUGAAGCGCAGUACAUACUACUGACCUCUGCUCUGCCACGUGGAGUCGUUCUUAACUCUCAAUGUGCAUCUGUAAUAACUGUAUACAUGGUAUUUAUCGUUCUGUGUUUCUCAUGCGGAGGUUUCUUCAUCUUCAGACUCAACAUGACUGUGUAAAUAAAAAAACACACCAAAACUGUAUCAUUAAACAACUAAAUUAUGUUGUUUUCUUCUGCCUUUUCCCCAAAAAACCAUUCAUGCAUCUUGAGG
Messenger RNA from Conger conger (European conger), 771 nucleotides. RefSeq names its product neurotensin (gene nts). NCBI's taxonomy places the organism in Eukaryota, Metazoa, Chordata, Actinopteri, Anguilliformes, Congridae. Gene Ontology annotation, molecular function: neuropeptide hormone activity. Gene Ontology annotation, cellular component: extracellular region. The coding region runs from base 65 to 547 and encodes 160 amino acids. The transcript is spliced from 4 exons. The record is from RefSeq and is a predicted model, not a curated record.